This is a messenger RNA of Naegleria gruberi, 4872 nucleotides long. RefSeq names its product serine/threonine kinase. The coding region runs from base 1 to 4872 and encodes 1623 amino acids. NCBI's taxonomy places the organism in Eukaryota, Heterolobosea, Eutetramitea, Acrasida, Naegleriidae. The transcript has a single exon. Gene Ontology annotation, molecular function: protein kinase activity; ATP binding; protein binding. The record is from RefSeq and is a predicted model, not a curated record. Gene Ontology annotation, biological process: protein phosphorylation; motor neuron axon guidance.
AUGCCGCCACUCCUUUCCUUCCAUUCUUCUUCCAUUAUUAUCAUCCUCAUUCUCUUCAUCAACAGCAUUUUCUUCAUUCACUCCUCAUUGGCUUCAUCUAAAACAACAAUUAUAAAAACAACAGCAAAUAAUUACAAUAUUAAAAUAGUGGCAGGAAGUUAUGGCAAUACCAUUGAUUCCUAUCAUUUUCCGAUCAUAUCCGAGAGUCCAAUUUAUGUGCAAUCAUCCUCAUCAUCAUCAUCUGUGGUGGUGAUGGAGAAGGAGGAGGAUGAUGGUGAUGAAAUAAUAUAUUUAUCAGAUACACAGUUUUGUGUGGUGAGGAAAAUUCAGAAAAGUUUGAGUGUUGUGGUGGCAGGAAAUGGAAUUUGUGCAGUUCCUGGAGAGACAAGUGGAUUGGCUGUUGAAUUUUCAUUGACAUCACCAGGUGGUGUUUAUUUGGAUGAAUCUACUAAUAUAUUAUAUAUUUUGGAUAAUGGAUUGAGUAAUUCAGGAGGUUUUGUUAGAACUGUUGAUAUGUCAAGUGGAAUGUUAAAUACUUUGCAAUUGACCUAUGAACCUGCAGUGCUUAUGUUAAAAAGUCCAACAAUGAUAACAAAGAAUGGUGGAAUAUUUUACAUUGCUGAUACUGGCAAUAAUGUUAUUAGAAGUUUGACAUUUACUGGACAAAAUACUGCUCAUUGUAAAGUAAUUAUUGGUGCAGUCAACCCUGACGUAUCAAUGAGUUGUGUUAAUGUUGACCCAUUGAGUUGUCAACUUUCUUCUCCAACAAGUAUUACAUUUUCAUCUGAUGGAAUGAUCAUUACUGACCAGCAAAACAGUAGAUUUCUCGCUUUACAAAAUGGAAUUGUGUAUCCAUAUUCUUUGGUAAUACCAACUCCAUUGCAAAUAAUGAGUUUGGGAAAUGCUGAAUAUAUAGUUUCGAAUGGAGAAAUAUUGUAUUCCCUCACACAAACCACAAAAAAUGGUGCAGAUUCAACUAUUCUCCUGAAGGAUAAAAGUUGGCCAAUUGGAUAUUUUGGAAUUGAUUCAGCACAAACUAAUCUUUAUUUCAUGAGUCAAUUGCCAAAUUUAGCAGUAUCACAAAUUGUUAAAUUCAACAUUCAAUCUCUUGGUCAGCCAACAGUCAUUGGUGGUGCAUAUCCUUAUACUUUGAGUCCAAACGUGCCUGCUUCUAGUUACUAUUUUAAUGGAUUAACUCAAUUAGAAUAUGUCAGUGAUAGUGAAAUUUAUUUCGCAUCCUAUAAUACAGAUAUUAUCAAAUUUGAUAUGACAGCAGGAUUGGCCACAAGAAUUGCUGGUAAUAUGAAUCAACCAUCAGCGUUAUCAAAAAUUUCUAAAGGCCUAUUAGUUGCAGAUACUGUUAAUAGGUUAAUUAAACUUAUUGAUGGUGGUGGAUCUGUCUCUACUGUAGCAGGUACAAAUUCAAAUGGAAUAGGUUGUCCUGAAGGAGUUCAGGCUACUAGUUGUGAAUUGAAUUUACCCAGUGGUGUGGUAGGUACACCCUCAAUACUAUCAAAUCAAUACAUGUUUGUAAUUGCUGACAGUAAUGCUAAUACUCUAAGGAUGGUAGCUAAUGAUUUCACUGUUACAACAUUAGCCAACUCUGUAUCAAAUGUGAGAUAUCCAACGGGUUUAUAUUACACUGCUAAUGGAGAUUUAUAUUUUGCUAAUACUGGAACUUCUCAAAUAAUGAAAUUAGCUCAUGAUAAUACCAUCGCAGUAAUUGCAGGAACAGGAGAAAAAGGAAACAAAGGCGAUGGUGGAUUAGCUGUGAAUGCUGCAUUGAAUUACCCAACACAGGUUACUGUCACUUCAAAUGGAAUAUUGUAUAUAGCCGACACUGGCAACAAUGCUAUCAGAAAAAUUGAUUCCAAUGGUAUUAUAUCUACUGUUACACAUAAUGCUAUUCAAGGAAUUAAUGGUGUUGCCACGACUUCUGAGGGUGAACUACUAUACGCUGAUAGUUAUACUGUAAGAAUGAUUCAAUCGGUAGCAUGUAUUAAUCCACAAGGCCAAGUUUGUUCAAAUCAUGGGAAAUGUGUGGAUGGGCAAUGUCUAUGUGAAAGUGGAUGGAGAGGUGAUUCAGUGUGUGGAACUUUUUCAUGUGAUAUUCCAAAACCACCAAAUGCACAUAAUUGUAUUGGACCUAACCAGUAUUCAUGUAUGAAUGGUUGGUUUGGAGAUUUGUGUAAUUUACCAAUUUGUUUUGGAAUUCAAUAUAAUAAUUCAGCUGUUUGUAGCUCACAUGGAAAAUGUGUAUCUAACAACACAUGCAAUUGUGAAAGUGGAUGGAAUGGAAAUACAAAAUGUGGGACCUUUUCGUGUGACAUUCCAAAACCACCAAACGCCUUUGAAUGUAUUGGACCUAAUCAAUAUUCAUGCAUGACUGGUUGGUUUGGAAAUUCUUGUGAACUACCAAUUUGUUUUGGAAUUCAAUUUAAUAAUUCAGCUGUCUGUAGCUCACAUGGACAAUGUGUAUCUAACAACACAUGUAUUUGUGAAAGUGGAUGGAGAGGUGAUUCAGUGUGUGGAACUUUUUCAUGUGAUAUUCCAAAACCACCAAACGGUCAGCAGUGUAUUGGACCUAACCAGUAUUCAUGUAUGAAUGGAUGGUUUGGAGAUUUGUGUAAUUUACCAAUGUGCUUUGGGAUUCAAUAUAACAGCUCUUCUGUUUGUAGCUCACAUGGAAAAUGCAUAUCCAACAAUACAUGCAAUUGUGAAAGUGGAUGGAAUGGAAAUAAGCAAUGUGGGGCCUUUUCGUGUGACAUUCCAAAACCACCAAACGCCUUUGAAUGUAUUGGACCUAAUCAAUAUUCAUGUAUGGAUGGAUGGUUUGGAGAUUUGUGUACUUUUCCAAUUUGUUUUGGAAUUCAAUUUAAUAAUUCAGCUGUUUGUAGCUCACAUGGAAAAUGUAUUUCCAGUAAUACAUGCAAGUGUGAAAGUGGAUGGAAUGGAAAUAACCAAUGUGGAGCUUUUUCAUGUGACAUUCCUUCUCAACAUGGAAUUUGUAUUGGUCCAAACACUUUCAAAUGUCAAGAUGGAUGGACAGGACUCGAAUGUGAAAUUCCAAUUUGUUUUGGAAAAUUAGGAAAUGAUCCUAGAGUGUGUAACUCACAGGGAAGAUGUAUUUCUAAUAAUACAUGUCAAUGCAAUAGUGGAUGGAAAGGAAAUUCUGAAUGUUCUCAAUUCUCAUGUGAUGGAAUGGCUGAAUGUUCUCAAAAUGGUAAAUGUAUUUCUAAUAAUACAUGCCAAUGCAGAUCAGGAUGGUCUGGACCAAAAUGUGAUAUUGUUGCAUGUGAUGGAGUUCAAAACUGUCAUGCUAAUGGUUUGUGUAUUUCAAACAAUACUUGCAAAUGUAAUAGUGGAUGGGAAGGUCAAUCAUGUUUGGAGUAUAAUUGCAAUGGUACCAACAAUUGUCAACCGAACGGUCUAUGCAUUUCGAAUAAUACUUGUAAAUGUAAUGAUGAAUUUGGUGGAAAUGAUUGUUCAAUACCUUACUGUUUUGGAAAAUUGGGUAAUAGUGGAUGUGAAGAUAAUGGAAUUUGCUCAUUUUUCAACAAGUGCUCAUGUUUUCCUCUUUACUUUGGAGAUCAAUGUUCAUGGUUAGAUUGUGAUCCAACUUCAAAAGAUACAUCCCAAAAUUCAACUAAAAGAUGCUCCUCAAAUGGUUAUUGUGUUAUGACCAGAAAUAAUUUGAAUCAAAAUUCUACCAUUUGUGAAUGUAAUAAGGGAUAUAAUGGUCAAUUUUGCCAAAAUAGUGAUUCUACGAAUGGAUCGGGAACAAUAGCUGCUAUAGUUGUUACAAUACUUGUUAUAAUUUUGGUAUUUAUAUUAAUGAUAAGUGUUGGUACUUUUAUCUAUGUUAAAAAGUUCAGAAACAAAUAUCAAGAUCCAGAGAAAAUGAAAAUGUUAAACAAUACUACACCAUCAACUUAUUCAGAAUCAAGUUGGUCAAAUUCUCUCUCCAUUCAGAAUGACACUAGUUUAAUAAGUAAUACUCACAGUAGUAUUUCAUCAAAGACACAUUUCAAAAUUAGGGAUAAAGAAUACAUAAUGGAAAGAAAAUUAGGAAGUGGUGCUAAUGGUUCUGUAUUUGUAUUUAAGGAAAUUAAUACCAAUCAGCAUUUUGCCGUAAAGCAAAUAGAAGUAACAAAUCCAUUUGGUACGGAAUUUAAAGAAGUCGUGAAUAUGUUUGAAUUGACUGAGGAUUCUAAUGCUCAUAUUGUACCAAUUAUUGGCUGUACAAUGGUCGAGAAUGGAGGAUUCAUUUGUAUUCUCAUGCCACUCUACAAGUGUGAUUUGAGAGAUUGGAUAUAUACAAAUCAAAAAUCAAUCACAAUUGAUCUAAUUAUUGAAAUUGUAAAACAAAUUGCUUUAGGAUUACAAUAUCUCCAUUCCAAGAAUAUGAUACACAGAGAUUUGAAACAAACAAACAUAUUCAUUGCCAAAGCCAAUGAAAAAGAUGUAUCAAAAUGUGAUGACUUUUUAUUGUGCAUUGGAGAUUGGGGAUCUUCCAGAUCUAAUUCACGAUCUGGUCUGACUGUCUAUGAAGGAACAAUUCAAUUCAGUUCUCCAGAAGCAAUCAUUAAGGGAGAAGUUGAACAAGCAAGUGAUAUUUGGAGUUUGGGAUGUGUUUUCUAUCAAUUAUUAUCUGGAGAUUAUGAAUCAAUUUUGUUUAGGAUUAAACAAGGCAAUGAUCUGGCAGAUAAUGAAGUACUCUUACCAAAAAUUCUUAAUUUUGGUAAAAAGAUGAAUUACAGAGAUGGAAAGGUUCAAUUUUGUUUUGAAUUAUUGUGUGAAAUGAUUAGAUAUGAUGCCAAGAUGAGAUUAACUGCCCAUCAAAUUUUAGCCAAGAUUGAAAACUUUAAAUAA